Molecule: messenger RNA, 8504 nt
Organism: Gadus morhua (Atlantic cod)
Lineage: Eukaryota; Metazoa; Chordata; Actinopteri; Gadiformes; Gadidae
Gene: dip2bb
Product: disco-interacting protein 2 homolog Bb
Exons: 40
Coding region: 1851-6860 (1669 amino acids)
Source: RefSeq, a predicted model, not a curated record
CCCCCCCCCCCCCCCCCCACCACCAGGCCGAGGAUAAUCACUGACCGGAGCGUGGGCCCCCCCCCCCCGACCGGCCCCCCCGACCGGCUCCCAGCGCUAGGGCGGCGCUGUGUACAGUAGACGUGUGGAAACACCCCUUUCGUUUUUUAAGUUUAACCGCAGUCAGGAAUGUUGUUGUUUUUUUUUUUAGAACGGGGAAAAAUCUCCAAUAAAAGCACGUUAUUUUAUUUCUGUUGCACUUUUGAACGCAACUUUAAAACCAAACCCGCGCACUCAUCGUGAUCACACACUUCGCUAGCGCUUGUUUUGCUGUGACAUCUUGUCCUCGCAGCUCCGGUUGUGUUCUGCAAUGUCCGGAGGCUGCAGGGGCUGGCGGUGGUGAUCUCACCCGCGCCCGCCCCCUGGAGGCCGGCGGUGGGUGUCUCACCCCCGCCCGCCGCCUGCUAGCCCCACUGUCCGCCCACGCUACCUCUUCUGUCUCCGCGCUCUGCGUCGCUCUGUGUUUGACCCUCUGUGUUCAGCCAUUCGAGGUCAGCGGGAGGGCCUUCAUCACGCUCUCCUCUUGUACAGUUAUUUUUACUUUCUUUGUGAGUUUUUUGUUUGACGUUUUAUUUUACCGCCCCCCCCCUGGAGCGAGGGGGUCGUGUUCAUCUGGACUUCUGUUGGACUGCAUGGCGAAGACGAGGUUGAAGAGUAUCACCCACUGUGCGUGUGUGCGUGCGUGUGUGUGUAUGUGUGUGUUACUGACGCUUGGCCCCGCCUCUCAUCAGUUGGAAGCUUUGAUUGACAGGAUUGCCUUUGACCUCGAUGUGAAGCCUCCAGUCUGUCCGUAACAGAGAUGGUGUGGGUUGAUAACCUUUACACGGUAAUCAACGAACAUAACAUUAAAAAACAAGUGACCCAGGCAUUUCCUUUGAAGAAAAAAGUAGUGCAAUAUAUUUUUCUAUUGAGUAUCGAUGUUCUUGCGUAUAACUAGCGUGUGUAGCCCAGUGGUGUGGUUCUCUGAAUGAUGGAGUGGCUCAAAGGAAAACAAUGUGAAGAUGGUCAUUCCUGAGUUAAUUUGGCAAUUGGAGCACAGAAUGGGCUUGAUGUCCUGUUCAAUGGUGCUCUCACACGUUUUCUAACUGUCUGCCUUUUGUCAUUCAUUCGUUGAAGGUGCUUCCUUUUGAGUUUCAGUCUUGAACUGUACUUGUUAGCAUCAUGCUUAUUUUAACAUUGUCAAGUUGUUUUUUUACAUGGUCUGGUUUUAAAAGGUUGCUUUCUCCAACUCGAGGUAUGGAUGUCCCUUCUUAUGAUUGUAGUCCCUGAUUCUGUUCCCCCUAUCACAUAAACGUGUGUAGUCUAUUGUGUGUUCCACUGAGGGAUUGGCACUAGAAGAUAGACACAUGGAGGGAGUCAAAUAAGGCCUAAAACUAGGUAAAAUUAACUCUUAUAUAAUCUGAAUUAAUGGAUGAUAUGUCUGGUAAAAAAAAUAAAUGUUGUUAGAAAAGGAAAGCCGAAUGAGUCUGCUUUGUUCGUGAGGCAGCACUAUAUUUAAUGACUUCUUAUUUGAGUGUUAUUACACUGAGUGACCAGAAAGGGGCGCCGGGUAGGAGUUAUUACACCGAAUGGCCAGCAGGGACCGCCAGGGAGGCGCUUUACUCCGCCAUCAACAUAACCCACCGUCGGACCGGUCACGUGACCGAGCCUCCGAGUGGAUCCGCUCCCACAGUGAUGGCGGUGUCAGGGAGACGCGAUGAUGGACUACAUUCCGCAUCUUGAUCUCUAAUAUCUAUCGGGGAAUUUAAACCGUGUGUCAUCACCGUUACUCAGUAUCAACUCUACACCGCGGCCCGGUGCCUCGUCCCGUGAUGGCGGACCGCGGAGUGGAUAUGUCGGCUCUGCCUAAGGAGGUCAGGGACCAUUUGGCGGAGCUGGACCUGGAGCUCUCCGAAGGGGACAUCACUCAAAAGGGCUACGAGAAGAAGCGCACCAAACUGCUGGCUCCCUUCUUCAUCCCCCCACCAGCAGAGCCCCCGCCUCAGAACCACCUGCCGCCCCCCGCGCCCGCCUCCUCCUCCACCCCCGGCCACGCCCCUUCCUCGUCCGGCCACGCCCCCCCGUCCUCCAGCUCGUCCCGGUACCGGGAGCGGCGGUCCCGGCGGCCGCACCGCAGCGGGGGGACCCGGGAUGAGCGCUACAGAUCAGACAUCCACACGGAGGCGGUGCAGGCGGCGCUGGCCAAACACAAGGAGGAGAAGAUGGCUCUGCCCAUGCCCACCAAGCGGCGCUCCACCUACGUGCCCUCGCCGGUGGAGACACGCACGCCACCAGACUCGUCGUCGGGCUCCGAUGACGACGGUUCCCUGCGGCGGCGCUCGUCGGCGGGGCCGCCCCCCGCCCCCCCGUCGGGCCUGCUGCUGCCCCCCGCCCCCCCGGGCGCGGCCAGCCCCCAGAGCCCCGACUGCUGGAUCAACCGCUCGGUGCAGGGCUCCUCCACCUCCUCCUCCGCCUCCUCCACCCUGUCCCACGGCGAGGGCCGGCCGCUGCCGCAGGGCCUGCCCCCCCCCGCGCAGGCCCCGCCCCCCCAGGCCCAGCCCCAGUACAAGCCCCAGUACCAGCCCCAGUACCUGCCCCAGUACCAGUACCAGCCCCAGUACCAGCACCAGACCAACUCCCACACCCAGACCACCGCGCCCCACCCCCCGUCCCAGGCCGGCGUGGUGGCCGACAUGCUGGCCCAGACCCGCCUCGGUCUCCAGGAGAACAACGGCCCCCCGCCCGAAGGGAGCGGCGGGGCCCCCCCCACCCUGACCAGGGGCCCCCGGGUGGACCUGACCAAGGCCGUGGUCCGGGGCAUGAGCCGGGUCCAGAGCCGCUCCAGCAUGAUGGAGACCGCCGACGGACGAGGGAACUCCCAGCGGGUGCCGGUGAACAGCAGGGUGUCCACCAAGAUCCAGCAGCUCCUGAACACGCUGAAGAGACCCAAGAGGCCUGAGCUGAGCGAGUUCUUCACCGACGACUCGGAAGAGAUCGUGGAAGUGCCCCUGCCGGACCCCAACACCCCAAAGCCGGAGGGCCGUCAGAUCAUCCCGGUGAAGGGGGAGCCUCUGGGGGUGGUUAGCAACUGGCCCCCGGCCCUGCAGGCCGCCCUGGCCCGCUGGGGGUCCACGCAGGCCAAGAGCCCUGCACUCACGGCCCUGGACAUCACCGGGAAGCCCCUGUACACUCUGACCUACGGGAAACUGUGGAGCCGCAGUGUGAAGCUGGCCUACACUCUGCUCAACAAGCUGGGGCCCAAGAACGAGCAGAUCCUCAAACCUGGCGACAGGGUGGCCCUGGUGUACCCCAACAGUGACCCUGGCAUGUUCUGGGUGGCCUUCUACGGCUGCUUACUGGCCGAGGUCAUCCCCGUACCCAUCGAGGUGCCGCUGUCCCGCAAGGACGCGGGCAGCAGCCAGGUGGGCUUCCUGCUGGGCAGCUGUGGGGUGGGCCUGGCCCUGACCAGUGAGAUCUGCCUGAAGGGGCUUCCCAAGACCCCCACCGGGGAGAUCCUCUCCUUCAAAGGCUGGCCCCGGCUGAAGUGGGUGGUGACGGACUCCAAGUACCUGACCAAGCCCUCCAAGGACUGGACGCCCCACGUCCCCACGGCCAACACGGAGCCCGCCUACAUCGAGUACAAGGCCAGCAAGGAGGGCACGGUGAUGGGCGUGGCCGUCUCCAAGGUGGCCAUGCUGACCCACUGCCAGGCGCUGACCCAGGCCUGCAACUACUGCGAGGGAGAGACCAUGGUGAACGUGCUGGACUUCAAGAAGGACAUCGGCCUGUGGCACGGCGUCCUGACCGCUGUGAUGAACAGGAUACACACCAUCAGCGUCCCCUACGCCGUCAUGAAGGCCUGUCCCCUCUCCUGGGUCCAGAGGGUGCACGUCAAUAAAGCCCGCGUGGCGCUGGUGAAAUGCAGGGACCUCCACUGGGCCAUGAUGGCCCACCGGGACCAGAAGGACACCAGCCUGGCGUCACUGCGCAUGCUCAUCGUGGCCGACGGAGCCAACCCCUGGUCGGUGUCGUCCUGCGAUGCCUUCCUCAACGUGUUCCAGCCCAACGGUCUGAAGGCGGAGGUCAUCUGUCCGUGUGCCACGUCUCCGGAGGCCAUGACGGUCGCCAUCCGCAGGCCGGGGGUGCCUGGCACGCCCCUCCCUGCGCGGGCCAUCCUGUCCAUGGGGGGUCUGAGCCACGGGGUCAUCAGGGUCAACACGGAGGACAAGAACUCGGCGCUGACAGUUCAGGACGUGGGCCACGUGAUGCCGGGGGCCCUGAUGUGCAUCGUGAAGGCCGACGGCCCCCCCCUGCUCUGCAAGACGGACGAGAUCGGGGAGAUCGUCAUCAACUCGCGGGCCGGCGGGACCAUGUACUACGGCCUCCCGGGGGUCACCAAGAACACCUUCGAGGUGAUCCCGGUGAACUCCAGCGGCGCGCCCAUCGGGGAGAUCCCCUUCGUGAGGUCCGGACUGCUGGGGUUCGUCGGCCCGGGGAGCCUGAUCUUCGUGGUGGGGAAGAACGAGGGUCUGCUGAACGUGAGCGGGCGCCGGCACAACGCCGACGACCUGGUGGCCACCGCCCUGGCCGUCGAGCCCGUCAAGACCGUGUACCGGGGCAGGAUCUCUGUGUUCUCCGUCACCGUGUUCUACGACGAGAGGAUCGUGAUCGUGGCAGAGCAGCGGCCAGACGCCAGCGAGGAGGACAGCUUCCAGUGGAUGAGUCGCGUACUGCAGGCCAUAGACAGCAUCCACCAGGUGGGCCUGUACUGCCUGGCCCUGGUGCCGGCCAACACCCUGCCCAAGACCCCCCUGGGGGGCAUCCACGUCUCGGACGCCAAGCAGUUCUUCCUGGAGGGGAACCUGCACCCCUGCAACAUCCUCAUGUGCCCCCACACCUGUGUCACCAACCUGCCCAAACCACGGCAGAAACAGCCAGUGGGCGUGGGUCCAGCCUCCAUCAUGGUGGGUAAUCUGGUGGCGGGGAAACGGAUCGCCCAGGCGUCAGGGAGGGACCUGGGGAUGAUCGAAGACCAGGACCUGAUCCGCAAGCUCUGUAUGUGGCCCACUAUGAUGCAUCUGUAUCUGUCGGAGGCGUUGCAGUGGCGAGCCCAGACGGACCCCGACCACGUUCUCUACGUGCUGCUCAACGCCAAGGGGGUGGCGGUGUGCACGGCCACCUGCCUCCAGCUCCACAAGAGGGCGGAGAAGAUCGCUGCGGCGCUGAUGGAGAAGGGCAGCAUCAACACGGGGGACAACGUGGUGCUGCUGUACCCGCCUGGUAUUGACCUGAUCGCGUCCUUCUACGGCUGUCUGUAUGCCGGCUGUGUUCCGGUCAACGUGCGACCCCCGCACCCCCAGAACCUGGGGGCCACCCUGCCCACCGUCCGCAUGAUCAUCGACGUCAGUAAAGCCGCCUGUAUCCUCACCACUCAGAACCUCACCAGGAUCCUGCGCUCCAAAGAGGCCUCCGCCUCCGUCAACAUCAAGACCUGGCCCACCAUCAUAGACACAGACGACCUCCCCCGACGGCGCCUACCCCAGAUCUACAAGCCCCCCACGGCCGAGAUGAUCGCCUACCUGGACUUCAGCGUGUCCACCACGGGCAUGCUCACCGGGGUCAAGAUCUCCCACGUGGCCGUCAGCGCCCUCUGCCGCUCCAUCAAGCUGCAGUGUGAGCUCUACUCCUCCCGCCAGAUCGCCAUCUGCCUGGACCCCUACUGCGGUCUGGGCUUCGUCCUGUGGUGCCUGGCCAGUGUGUACUCAGGCCACCAGUCCAUCCUGAUCCCGCCCUUCGAGCUGGAGACCUGCCUGUCGCUGUGGCUCAGCACCCUGAGCCAGUACCGCAUCCGGGACACCUUCUGCUCCUACUCCGUCAUGGAGCUCUGCACCAAGGGCCUGGGAACGCAGACGGAGCUCCUCAAGGCCCGGGGGGUGAACCUGUCGUGCGUGCGGAGCUGUGUGGUGGUGGCCGAGGAGCGGCCCCGCCUGGUGCUGACCCACUCCUUCUCCAAGCUCUUCAAGGACCUGGGCCUCUCCCCGCGCGCCGUCAGCACCGCCUUCGGCUCCCGGGUCAACCUGGCCGUCUGCAUGCAGGGGACCACCGGCCCGGACCCCUCCACGGUUUACGUGGACCUGAAGUCCCUGCGCCACGACAGGGUGAGGCUGGUGGAGCGAGGAGCACCACAGAGUCUCCCGCUCAUGGAGUCCGGCAAGAUCUUACCGGGCGUCCGGGUGAUCAUCGUGAACCCAGAGACCAGAGGGCCACUCGGGGACUCCCAUCUGGGCGAGAUCUGGAUCAACAGCCCGCACAACGCCAGCGGCUACUUCACCAUCUAUGGCGAGGAGAGCCUGCAGGCGGACCACUUCAACACCAAGCUCAGCUUCGGGGACCCCACCACGCUGUGGGCGCGGACAGGAUACCUGGGCUUCGUCAAGAGGACCGAGCUGCUGGACGCCGCUGGGGAUCGCCAUGACGCCCUCUUCGUGGUGGGCUCCCUGGACGAGACCCUGGAGCUGAGGGGUCUGCGGUACCACCCCACCGACAUGGAGACCUCGGUGUCCCGGGCCCACCGCAGCAUCGCCGAGAGCGCGGUGUUCACCUGGACCAACCUGCUGGUGGUGGUGGCGGAGCUGGGCGGCUCGGAGCAGGACGCCCUGGACCUGGUGCCCCUCAUCACCAACGUGGUGCUGGAGGAGCACCACCUCAUCGUGGGCGUGGUGGUCAUCGUGGACCCGGGGGUCAUCCCCAUCAACUCCCGCGGGGAGAAGCAGCGCAUGCACCUGCGGGACUCGUUCCUGGCCGACCAGCUGGACCCCAUCUACGUGGCCUACAACAUGUGAAGGGGUCCGGGGGCUGGACCCGGGAGCAGGGGGGAGAACGGUCGGUAUGGAGAGAGGCUCCAUACCGGAGCCCCUGCUGUCUGAGGGGGUCCCUGCGUAUCUCAGAGGGAGUUGGGGAGGUGGUCCGUGCUCAGAUGGGGGUGCACCAAGGGGCAGAGCCAUUCAAUACAGAACGUGCUACGAUUCUGCUGGAGGGAAAUGUGUGCGAUGCUUUUAUUUGCUCUCAGAAACUCAACAGGAAGGUUUUCCUCCUCUGAUUGGGUGAUGUGGAGGUCAAUCAUUCUUCUGACGACAAUCUACCCGGAGAAGGUGAGGUCGAGGAGGGAAUCGAGAACCUUUUAGACUUUAACGCGAUGCGGCCGCCAAUCUUUGCACUCCAGAAGUUCACCCUGAGCCUCUGAAAACAGGAUUUCUUCCUUAGAAUUUAAGAAAAAUCCCCUAAUCCAAAUGAACCACCUUUUGACCAUGUGCCAUUCCGAUCUAGCAACUCAACUAUUUAUAAUUAUAAUCAUAAAAAAAAGAACGUACGUUGUCCCUACUUCUAAUAGCCAAAUAUCCAUCCACCAGUCCACCAUUUUGAUUUACAUCCUGCCUCCUCACGCAUUAGCAGAUCCCUGAACCCUGAAACUCUACGGUACUGAGGUACAACUGGAGAGGUCGACUUGUAUAUCGAACCCACAAAGGCCUUCCUGUAUUUUAGAAAAACUGUGUUUCGCUGUAUAGUAAUGUUUUUUUUAUCUGUAUAAAUGUAUAAAAACCAAAUUAAUCCUCCUCAACGAUGGUUUCUUGACGACUUACUAAGCUGUGCGACGAGGGAGCGGAAUGGCCUUGUAAAUACGGAUCUAACGAGUUACACUGACUAUUAGCAGACCACGUUAAAGCACUAUUAGUACAAAAUAAACAUAUAUGACUAUGCCAUUGCACUUUCUAAAAAGAAGAAUCUAUUUUAUUAUUAGAAAAAAGGCAUUAUUAUUACCAACGUUCAGGAAUACCACUCUGAGGACCCGUUUGGGAACCAAGAAAGUUUACCAAGGGCCCCAAUGUCUUUAGUGCCAUGGUCUUCUUCUGCAGACUUUAGGAUUCAGAUCUUAUCGUGGAUGAGAGUGAUGGGAAAACAACUUGACUGUUUUCUCUCAGAUAUUUCCAAAUGUGUGACCGCUUUGGUACGGCUGAACUAGGUGUUCUCCACAUCUCCCGAGGCUGUAGAACACCCUAAAGUACCAAGACCCUCAUAGCUCUCAUUUUGAUCUCCUGAGGAGGUCGAACACACUAAGGUACCAAGAUCCUCCAAGCUCUCAUUUUGGUUUGAAAGCUCCAACCAAGGGUACUUUAGUUUAGAAUUCAUCAGUGUCUCAUUUGUCCUUGUUCACCUGUUUUGUUAUUUUCUUUGACAAAAUAUGACUGUAAUGACUCACUUGUGUUUUAGAUUUUUUUUUCUGUAUCAAAUCACUGGAAUUAGAUACUUUAUAUAUGCAAUUUUAAAAUCUGAGCCACUGAAAUCAGAAAUCUGUUUUGGCUGACAAUUACAGGUAGUGUUUUGCAGAAAUAAUAGGGGAAUUAUGUUAUUUAAUGUAUUCGACUUGUGUUGUACAGCUGUAUGCGUGGGUGCGCGCAUGUGUGUGUGAGAUGUGUGUGUGUGUGUGU